Molecule: messenger RNA, 4134 nt
Organism: Closterium sp. NIES-65
Lineage: Eukaryota; Viridiplantae; Streptophyta; Zygnematophyceae; Desmidiales; Closteriaceae
Source: the annotation of a GenBank genome assembly
AUGGCGUUGGUUCUGCCAUGGCAUUGGUGCUGCCAUGGCAUUGGUGCUGCCAUGGCAUUGUUGCUGCCGUGGCAUUGGUGCUGCCAUGGCAUUGGUGCUGCCGUGGCAUUGGUGCUGCCAUGGCAUUGGUGCUGCCAUGGCAUUGGUGCUGCCGUGGCAUUGGUGCUGCCAUGGCAUUGGUGCUGCCAUGGCAUUGGUGCUGCCAUGGCAUUGGUGCUGCCAUGGCAUUGGUGCUGCCAUGGCAUUGGUGCUGCCAUGGCAUUGGUGCUGCCAUGGCAUUGGUGCUGCCAUGGCAUUGGUGCUGCCAUGGCAUUGGUGCUGCCAUGGCAUUGGUGCUGCCAUGGCAUUGGUGCUGCCAUGGCAUUGGUGCUGCCAUGGCAUUGGUGCUGCCAUGGCAUUGGUGCUGCCAUGGCAUUGGUGCUGCCAUGGCAUUGGUGCUGCCAUGGCAUUGGUGCUGCCAUGGCAUUGGUGCUGCCAUGGCAUUGGUGCUGCCAUGGCAUUGGUGCUGCCAUGGCAUUGGUGCUGCCAUGGCAUUGGUGCUGCCAUGGCAUUGGUGCUGCCAUGGCAUUGGUGCUGCCAUGGCAUUGGUGCUGCCAUGGCAUUGGUGCUGCCAUGGCAUUGGUGCUGCCAUGGCAUUGGUCCUGCCAUGGCAUUGGUGCUGCCAUGGCAUUGGUGCUGCCAUGGCAUUGGUGCUGCCAUGGCAUUGGUGCUGCCAUGGCAUUGGUGCUGCCAUGGCAUUGGUGCUGCCAUGGCAUUGGUGCUGCCAUGGCAUUGGUGCUGCCAUGGCAUUGGUGCUGCCAUGGCAUUGGUGCUGCCAUGGCAUUGGUGCUGCCAUGGCAUUGGUGCUGCCAUGGCAUUGGUGCUGCCAUGGCAUUGGUGCUGCCAUGGCAUUGGUGCUGCCAUGGCAUUGGUGCUGCCAUGGCAUUGGUGCUGCCAUGGCAUUGGUGCUGCCAUGGCAUUGGUGCUGCCAUGGCAUUGGUGCUGCCAUGGCAUUGGUGCUGCCAUGGCAUUGGUGCUGCCAUGGCAUUGGUGCUGCCAUGGCAUUGGUGCUGCCAUGGCAUUGGUGCUGCCAUGGCAUUGGUGCUGCCAUGGCAUUGGUGCUGCCAUGGCAUUGGUGCUGCCAUGGCAUUGGUGCUGCCAUGGCAUUGGUGCUGCCAUGGCAUUGGUGCUGCCAUGGCAUUGGUGCUGCCAUGGCAUUGGUGCUGCCAUGGCAUUGGUGCUGCCAUGGCAUUGGUGCUGCCAUGGCAUUGGUGCUGCCAUGGCAUUGGUGCUGCCAUGGCAUUGGUGCUGCCAUGGCAUUGGUGCUGCCAUGGCAUUGGUGCUGCCAUGGCAUUGGUGCUGCCAUGGCAUUGGUGCUGCCAUGGCAUUGGUGCUGCCAUGGCAUUGGUGCUGCCAUGGCAUUGGUGCUGCCAUGGCAUUGGUGCUGCCAUGGCAUUGGUGCUGCCAUGGCAUUGGUGCUGCCAUGGCAUUGGUGCUGCCAUGGCAUUGGUGCUGCCAUGGCAUUGGUGCUGCCAUGGCAUUGGUGCUGCCAUGGCAUUGGUGCUGCCAUGGCAUUGGUGCUGCCAUGGCAUUGGUGCUGCCAUGGCAUUGGUGCUGCCAUGGCAUUGGUGCUGCCAUGGCAUUGGUGCUGCCAUGGCAUUGGUGCUGCCAUGGCAUUGGUGCUGCCAUGGCAUUGGUGCUGCCAUGGCAUUGGUGCUGCCAUGGCAUUGGUGCUGCCAUGGCAUUGGUGCUGCCAUGGCAUUGGUGCUGCCAUGGCAUUGGUGCUGCCAUGGCAUUGGUGCUGCCAUGGCAUUGGUGCUGCCAUGGCAUUGGUGCUGCCAUGGCAUUGGUGCUGCCAUGGCAUUGGUGCUGCCAUGGCAUUGGUGCUGCCAUGGCAUUGGUGCUGCCAUGGCAUUGGUGCUGCCAUGGCAUUGGUGCUGCCAUGGCAUUGGUGCUGCCAUGGCAUUGGUGCUGCCAUGGCAUUGGUGCUGCCAUGGCAUUGGUGCUGCCAUGGCAUUGGUGCUGCCAUGGCAUUGGUGCUGCCAUGGCAUUGGUGCUGCCAUGGCAUUGGUGUUGCCAUGCAUUGGUGCUGCCAUGGCAUUGGGGCACUGUAGGCGAUCAGCAGUACAUCUUGAUUCUGCGUUCCUGAUUCGAGAUACCAGCCCUAAAGUUGCAUCAAGUCUAUGCGGCAAUGAGAAUGACUUAUGCCAUGUUGACCAAACGAGGUCCUACUCUGCUUCCCUGCAACCUGUGUUCCCUGCAACCUGCUUCACCCCCUGUUCUGCUUCGCUGCAACCUGUGUUCCCUGCAACCUGCUUCACCCCCUGUUCUGCUUCGCUGCAACCUGUGUUCCCUGCAACCUGCUUCACCCCCUGUUCUGCUUCGCUGCAACCUGUGUUCCCUGUAACCUGCUUCACCCCCUGUUCUGCUUCGCUGCAACCUGUGUUCCCUGCAACCUGCUUCACCCCCUGUUCUGCUUCGCUGCAACCUGUGUUCCCUGCAACCUGCUUCACCCCCUGUUCUGCUUCGCUGCAACCUGUGUUCCCUGCAACCUGCUUCACCCCCUGUUCUGCUUCGCUGCAACCUGUGUUCCCUGCAACCUGCUUCACCCCCUGCUCUGCUUCGCUGCAACCUGUGCUCCCUGCAACCUGCUUCACCCCCUGUUCUGCUUCGCUGCAACCUGUGUUCCCUGCAAUCUGCUUCACCCCCUGUUCUGCUUCGCUGCAACCUGUGUUCCCUGCAAUCUGCUUCACCCCCUGUUCUUCUUCCCUGCAACCUGUGUUCCCUGCAACCUGCUUCACCCCCUGUUCUGCUUCGCUGCAACCUGUGUUCCCUGCAAUCUGCUUCACCCCCUACUCUGCUUCGCUGCAACCUGUGUUCCCUGCAAUCUGCUUCACCCCCUACUCUGCUUCGCUGCAACCUGUGUUCCCUGCAAUCUGCUUCACCAGCAAACGAGCUGCUUCAUCCCCUUCACAGCUGCUUUAUCCCCUUCACAGCUGCUUUAUCCCCUUCACAGCUGCUUCAUCCCCUUCACAGCUGCUUCAUCUCCUUCACAGCAGCUUCAUCCCCUUCACAGCAGCUUCAUCCCCUUCACAGCAGCUUCAUCCCCUUCACAGCUGCUUCAUCCCCAGCUUCAUCCCCUUCACAGCUGCUUCAUCCCCUUCACAGCUGCCUCAUCCCCUUCACAGCUGCUUUAUCCCCUUCACAGCUGCUUCAUCCCCUUCACAGCAGCUUCAUCCCCUUCACAGCUGCUUCAUCCCCUUCACAGCUGCUUUAUCCCCUUCACAGCUGCUUUAUCCCCUUCACAGCAGCUUCAUCCCCUUCACAGCUGCUUCAUCCCCUUCACAGCAGCUUCAUCCCCUUCACAGCUGCUUCAUCCCCUUCACAGCUGCUUCAUCCCCUUCACAGCUGCUUCAUCCCCUGCUUCAUCCCCUUCACAGCAGCUUCAUCCCCUUCACAGCUGCUUCAUCCCCUGCUUCAUCCCCUUCACAGCUGCUUCAUCCCCUUCACAGCUGCUUUAUCCCCUUCACAGCUGCUUUAUCCCCUUCACAGCUGCUUCAUCCCCUUCACAGCUGCUUCAUCCCCUUCACAGCAGCUUCAUCCCCUUCACAGCUGCUUCAUCCCCUUCACAGCUGCUUCAUCCCCUUCACAGCUGCUUCAUCCCCUUCACAGCUGCUUCAUCCCCUUCACAGCUGCUUCAUCCCCUUCACAGCUGCUUCAUCCCCUUCACAGCUGCUUCAUUCCCUUCACAGCUGCUUCAUCCCCUGCUUCAUCCCCUUCACAGCAGCUUCAUCCCCUUCACAGCUGCUUCAUCCCCUUCACAGCUGCUUCAUCCCCUUCACAGCUGCUUCAUCCCCUUCACAGCUGCCUCAUCCCCUUCACAGCUGCUUCAUGCCCUUCACAGCUGCUUCAUCCCCGUCACAGCUGCUUCAUCCCCUUCACAGCUGCUUCAUCCCCUGCACAGCUCCUUGGCAGAAAAAGCUAGCUAAAGGAAGGUACAGCUCGCUGGCCCGCUCAUGGCAUUCCACCCGUCCCCUCUGCUCGCCUGUACCACUCGUCUCCUCUGCUCGCCUGUACCACCCGUCUCCACUGCUAAUCCGUCUCGUCUGCUGCUCCCUCGCCUCUGCGUCCUUCUGUGGAAUGGGAGGAGAAUAA